Xenia sp. Carnegie-2017 is the source of this 1446-nucleotide messenger RNA. Its product is annotated as F-box only protein 47-like. Gene Ontology annotation, molecular function: protein binding. Bases 1 to 1446 code for a protein of 481 amino acids. NCBI's taxonomy places the organism in Eukaryota, Metazoa, Cnidaria, Anthozoa, Malacalcyonacea, Xeniidae. The record is from RefSeq and is a predicted model, not a curated record. The transcript has 9 exons.
AUGACAACACAAACAACAAAAGGCGUGAUGGAAGACGAAAGCUCGGGCAAUAAAAUUUUAAAGUAUCUUCGUAACAUCAAAACUAGAAGGUCGAGCUUACGCCUUUUCAACAAGAUCGCUGCAAAACUGCCCCACUCACUUACUGCAGAAGAUACUCGACAUCCACUAGGAGCAUUUGUUGUGUUCUCUGACGAAGUCCUUUUCCAUAUUUUCCUUUACAUUCCCCUUCGAGAUCUUGGCUCGCUGGCUUUGUCAUCUAGACUGAUGAGAGACAAGCUGAUAACGUUUCACUUUAGUAAGCAAGCAUUGGUUGCUUUAAAACCACGAAUUUUUGAACAAAAAGAAGGCAAGAAAGACACAGUGAAAGAAAAAGAGUAUUCAAACCAUUUCUUAAACUUGGGUAUUUUCCUAAAAAAACUGACAUGCCUCUUUACCACCAGAGAAAGGCUUAAGAUCGUUGGAGAGUUGUUAGAAAAGCUUAAGGAUACGCAUACUGCGCUCUACAAAAAUUAUGGUUGCGAUACAGCAUACCGUUGCUAUGGUAGUAUGUUGCACGCUUUUAUUAACGGCUGGGAAUUGGACGAGAAAAAUCGAGCAUUUAUUGCCAUUAAAGCUGCUUCUAGCGUUGAUGAGCGUUUGCAAGAAGCGCUAGAGAAAGGUUUUGGUUCAAGACCUUGGUACGAGAAGUAUGUGCGUGUGUUCUACCGUGAAAUAUUCCUUGAUCAGUCUGUGGAUGACAGUGAGCGAGGUUUCUGGUUGUGUCGCAUGAUUUCACCACUUCCUCUGUUUCAUCAAGCACGUUUGCUUUACAUGCUUUAUGGUCCAGAGGACGACAAUGAUGAAUUGAUUGAUUGGAAUCGAGUGUCAACCAACCCCACAUUCUUUGGUGUUGAUAAUAAAGACGUUGCUGGGAUUGCAUUGGCUUUAAUGAGUUUAUACAAUCAUAGUGACAAGAAAAGAAACCAUAAUAAUAUCGUCAGUAUCAUUGAAGAGCUUAUCAAUGGAUGGUGCUGGGAGAACAUCGCUAAACUGUUAAGACUUUGCAGUGAUGAAAUAUGUUUUGAUUUUCUGAGCAGCAAAGCGAUCAAUGGACGAAUACAAGAGGUUGUGAACAUUUUUUUCUACAUUGCGCAGGUAAUUUAUGCAAAAACAUUUGAGGAUAGAAUUAAUGGAAAGGACUGUCAAAGAUAUCUAAAAUGGUUUGUAUUCAUAGUCCAACGAGUCUUAAACGUGAUGACGUGUCUAAAACAACGAGCAUUGUUGGUUCGAUCCUUGUUUGACAUUUGGGAAGAAAAUUUACUUAACUUUCAUGAUGAUGAAAAUGCUUUCACAGAAGAUGACAGUGCUCUUGGUGAAAUCUUUAAUGCAUCUGUUCAUAUCUUGGCAAAAGUAAGCUGCAUGUUAUUUCUUGAAAAGUUCGAUAUUUGUCCUGGAGAUGAGAAAUAA